Messenger RNA from Ictalurus furcatus (blue catfish), 1234 nucleotides. It is a transcript of the gene mis18a, whose product is annotated as MIS18 kinetochore protein A. The transcript has 5 exons. Gene Ontology annotation, cellular component: chromosome, centromeric region; chromatin; nucleus. NCBI's taxonomy places the organism in Eukaryota, Metazoa, Chordata, Actinopteri, Siluriformes, Ictaluridae. Gene Ontology annotation, biological process: chromosome segregation; CENP-A containing chromatin assembly. Bases 76 to 771 code for a protein of 231 amino acids. The record is from RefSeq and is a predicted model, not a curated record.
UAAAUGCAAAAAUCCGCGCGCAGAAUCAGUCAUUUCGGACCCGUUUUGUAAAUAAAUCACACUUGCAUUUAUACAAUGGCGCAGGAGAUCGACCACGUCGGCCAUAAAGAUGACACAUACGUGAUUUCAGAGGGUUUAUCUGUCGCAGACAGCAGCAGUAAAGUGGAAGAUGAUGGAGAAGGAGACAGCGACGCGCCUGCUAUUUUUCUGUGCGGAAAAUGCAGGUUGCCUUUCGGCGAUUCGCUCUCAUGGGCCGGGAGCGACGACCAGCAGAAUCAGAUCCUGUUAAAGUGUGUUAAUGACAACAUUGUGAUUGGCAAAGAACCUUUUGUCUCUGGUACAAGUGAAGAACAACGAUGCCUUGCUGUGCAUCUCACGUGUCGUGGUUGCAGCUUCAAACUUGGACAUAUGUACAUGUCCACUCCAAAGUCACUGGACUACAAAAGGUCCAUUUUCUGCCUCAUGGUUGAAAAUAUUGAGAGUUAUGUUUUAGGCUCUCCUGACCAGCAGGUGGCAGCAGUGGACAGAGAAGAAAGGCCUGUGACAUUGGAGUACAUGGACAAUGUUGAGCGACAGAUGACCAAGCCGAGUGUGGGAGUGUGGCGCCUGAAAGUAGCUUUUGACGCGUUCAACCCGGGUUGGAAUCCGCCUUUUGCCGAACUCGCUCUUCUCCCUUUUCCAUCACAUAUCAGAUCGGAAAGGCAUUUAUUCUCAAUAAAAAUGAAGAAAAUAUUUGAUAAGUGGAAUAAAGUGCCUAACAAAAUAAAGUGACUGUUUUAAUAAUACAGUGUUUAUUGGUUAGGGGUAGGUGUAUAUAGGGCUUUAUUGUCCCAAUAAGGUGGCAUCCAUUUAAUAUUUUUUUUAUAAAUAGUCUCAUUUACACUAUUACUGCAUCCUGUUAGUGUACAACAAUACUGAGGUGCCACUAUUUAUAAGUAUAAAUAGCAUCUAACAAUUAUUUGCACUUACUGCAAAGAAAUGCUACUUUUAUAUAGUGUAAAUAGAAUAUAUCACUGUAUGUAUGUAAUCAAUUAAAAAAAUCUGAUCUGCAGAUGUAAACAACAAUUGUAGAAAUGAUUCCGUCAAACAUCACGGCUCUGUUUUACUUGAUAAGUUCUGGUUCUAAAAUGAAAAGCUGUUGCAGAAGUAAUUCUUUUUCAUUUCUCCUUACUGAAUAAAGUGUACCAUUACUGUUCUUGUCAUGGUGAAUUUUCUCUUCUAUCAUUUAGUCUGU